AUGGCUGCACCUUCUGCAAGUCUUGAGCGGCUGCCUCUCGAACUCAAGCAAGGAAUCAUGAAAUCGCUUAGCGACGUCAGAUCACUGCUUUCAUUCAUCCACACCUGCAAGUCUCUCCGCAACGCAUUUCUGGGUAGCCCUGGAAUUGUUUCCCAUGCAGUCACUGAGAACGAAAUCGGUCAACAAUGUUUACCUCUAGCCCUUGCCCGUUUCAAGGCAGACGAAGCCGUACCGACAACACUGGCUGCGGCCAUGUCCGACGACUCCGAGAACGUGGAGAAGAACCUUAGAGACUUUUGCAACAAUUUCGUGGAGAAUCAAUGCCGUGUCAUGCCGAUCAUGCCUACGUGGUUCUCUCUUCAGCUAGCUCUCGUGCUGAGCAAGUUCCACGCUGCAGUAGAGCGACUCACGUCACUCUGUAUUGACGAAGCCGAGAUAAUUCUGACCGCUGUCGAGAGACGAAGAAUUACCAAGUGCCUCUACAUCGAUGAGAUCUCCAAGCUGUUGAUGCGCAUGAGCGCUGCCUUGGCAAGCUAUUCCGACUCUGUGUCACACGUCUUCUGGCGAUGCUUUGCACCUUGGGAACGCGAACAGGUUAUCGUUGCUCAUGGUUACUUGCUGCGAUCCGCCUGCCGAUUCUUCAAGCCCGGCGUUGGAUACGGAUUUCUCUGUGGCUAUGUCACCGAGCUGUUGUUGAAUCACAGCCUUACCAUUUUUGACCGUCUUUCCGGCCGCCCCAUCGGCCCUUUCCAGCAGCCUCGACCGCGAGGUUGUGGCCCUACUGACGUAGAACCCGACCUUUGGUACAGCACGCUCAAGAAACCGGAUGGAACUUCCCGUCGCUUCAUUGACAUACCGUCCAUCGUUGCGAAGUACCAUGACGAGGAUAGUGGUCCCGCUGACGUGUGGUUUAUCACUCACAUGUUCCGAUCCAAUGGCUACUCUGGCGCCAGAGCUGAUUAUACAACCUGGUUCAAUUCCAUACCCGAGGGUUGGUGGAACAUCUACAUGUUCCUGAGCCGGGAUGCGUGGGACGACGAAUGCCCCGGUUCACUUCCCACGAGCGAGGAAAUGGCUGAGCGCAGCGGUGCCAAUACUCCUGGAGAGGUCAUCUGA
Molecule: messenger RNA, 1116 nt
Organism: Neoarthrinium moseri
Lineage: Eukaryota; Fungi; Ascomycota; Sordariomycetes; Amphisphaeriales; Apiosporaceae
Exons: 2
Coding region: 1-1116 (371 amino acids)
Source: RefSeq, a predicted model, not a curated record